AAAACGAUUCCAAAUUCGUAUUCCCCAGCAUAUUUACCUCAAUAAUCGAUAUCUAAAUCUCUUUUGAUAAAAAUGGCAAUAGUACGUUUUGGAAUUAUCAGACAGAUGCUUAUCACUUAUCUUUUUAAUGUCAUGAGUUGGCAACUAUGAACUUUCUCAGUGCAACAAGUAUUCUGCCAUUACAACUGUGUAAAGUAAAUGUCAUCAAAUGCGGCGUCCAGUCAGAAGUCUUAAACAAUAAUUAGUCAACAGUCAUUACUAUCAUCGUCGUUCUCUUCAAGUGUCACGUCAUUUAUCCUUCAUCUAGCCACCUCGUCGUCAGUCAACACUAUAUGUCAACAUCAUGGACAAACAAGUUAAUGAAAAUCCCAGUCAGCGCAGGGCUUUAGAUUCUAAAAUAUUUAGCAAAAUUAAAUCAAAAUCCAGGCAAAUAUAUUCAUCAGUUCAAGAGCCAAAUUUUAUUCGCCAUAAACAUAAAACCAAUCUAAAUUUGCCUCCACCAAAUUGGUUAAAAAGUGAAGGAGAAUCAUAUGGAAUACGAUACACGACUGGAGAUGUGCAUGAUUUUUCUAGUUUUCAAAUGGCUGAUAUGUUUCUUGAAUACAUUGGCAAAGUGGAUUUUGUGUCAAAUGCAGAAAAUUUUAAGAACCUGUGUAAGAUAUCAUAUGAUAAAAAAUCUGUGAGCAUGAUGGUUCAUAGAGUUGAUAAUACAUUUUUAUUAGAUGAAUUUGAUAUUGAGAAACACUUGAUCAAGGCAACAAACGAAAAAUGGGACUGGUUAAAAAAAUUCUUUUACAACAAUAUUGUAAGAUCUACUGAUACUAAGGUGAAAUGUAUCACUAAUAAACAGAAUGAUUUUAGAAGUAUACAAAAUAAAGCUUUGGUAUCAAAAUUUCUGCACCAUAGCAUUGCAAUGGAUUCCCAUAAUUAUAAAGCAAAAAAUAACAUUUUUCAUAACGACACUUCUCCAUUAUUGUCUCCUCUACCAAAAACGAUACCAGAAGAAGUAUUUCCAGAUUUUCCUCAAAAUCAACAACUAUUUAACCGAAAUGUUUUAUGGGAUUUUGGAAACUUGCAAAUGUUAAUUGGUACAAAUUUACCAGUUUUUAAAAGUUGCAAUAAUUCUUCUUUAAGUGCAAGACUGAGAGACAUGUCAAAACCUCUGAGUAUAUUGACUGGAAUUGAUUAUUGGCUGGAUAAUUUAAUGUGCGAAAUCCCCAACAUUGAAUUGUGUUAUCAUAUAAAUGGUAUUGUCCACAAUUAUGAGUUAUUAAAGACUGAAGAUUUACCAUUUUUGAAUGGCUCAAAAUUUUCACCACAAAAUAUAAGCAAUAAUAUACAAAGUACAUUAUCAUUUUUAAAAUCAAAUGUUAUAAGUGUUGGACACACAUACUGGUUAUUUAAAGGAAAAAAUGAUAAUCUGGUAAAACUUUAUGAUUUGACAACAUUGUGUUCUGAAUCAUUAAUUGAUAGCGUAAAUCCAUUUGCAGUUCCAGUGGCUAGGUUAUUAUACCGUGUUGCUUGUAAAUUUAGACAUAACCCAGAAGAUGGAAAACUAUAUAAUCCAGUUACUAUUAUACAUUUACUAAACAAUUGUCUAAAAUUAUUAGACAAAACUAAAUACCCUCAAGCUGUGACAUCUGUCAAUUACAUGCUAUCAGAUAUCUACAUUGCAGUGCAUAAUAAUCCAUUAAGCCAUGAAAUUGCAGAUUGCACUUAUUUGGGUAAGAUAUCCGUUGAUGGUCAUGUUCAGAAUAGCAGUGCAUCAACUAAUUUUGAUCAUUGGACUUAUUCUGUUGACAUUCAAAGUGAAAAUAUAUCAGACAAGAAAGAAAAUAUAACCCAAAACCCAGAAUACUAUACUGCAAAUAAUUUGAUAAUAACUAUAGACGACUGUAUUUAUAAGGCAUUGUAUUAUAUUGGAUGCAGUUUAAGUGGUUUACAAUAUUUCAAGAAUAAUGAAGAUAUCUCGGUUGAACAUCGCCUCAGAAGAAUACUUUUCGAAAAAGCAUCAAAUGUUUAUUUUAUUUUAGGCGGAAAAUGUUUUAAAUCCAAUAAUUAUGGAAUAGCAUUAAAAUUUUUUCGCCGAUCACUUGAAUGUCAACUAUUCAAUUCUAAUACACAAAAUAUCUUCAAUUUAUUGAGAGGUGUAUUAGAAUGUUGUGGCAAUUGUUUUCUAUCAAUUUUGAAUGUUUGGGAUAAAAUAGAACAGUAUACGAGCGAGUUUGAAACUGAUGAAGUUUAUGAUGUUGAAUUAAGAGAGACAUUGAUAAUUAAUUCUAAAUACUGCACUAUCAAAGAUUUAAAUUUAAUUCCGACAAGACUCAAUAAUUCAAGAGAAAGCUUGUUGAAUGCAGCAGAACAGUGUUACUUGCGUGCUUUAGCAUUAGAAACAAAUAUUCAGGAAAAAACUUCUCUGAAUAAACGUUUAGGCAGUGUUUACAGCGAAUACUCUAAAUUUUACAUGAGUGAAAUAUUAGUUGCCAUACAAAAUAACAUCUCUCUAACUCCUGUAAAGUUAAAAUGGCUUAAAAAAAAAUCAGAGCAUUAUUUAACAUUGGGAAGUGAUAUAUUUAAAACAAAUAAUGAUAAGUCUAACUUUGUAAUGAUACAUAUAAACUUAGCAUGUGUGUACAGAGACAUAGCAGGAUAUUCAUCAACAUUUCAGAUUCAUACCAAAGAAUUUUUUAAAGAAGAUAAUUUAUAUUUAAAGGCUGUGAAUAUGUAUAUGAAAAGUUUGUCUGAGCUUGAGGAACGUAAUUCUAAUCGAAAACUUUGGGAUAUGGUUUUCUAUGAAUUAUUUUCAGUUCAGUACUAUUUGUCAGUUCAAAACUAUUUGGCACUAUACCGAGACGGUUCAAGUAACUACCAAGAAUGUAUCAAUUCAUUCAUAAUAGCUUUGAAAUAUUGCGAUUUGGAAAAUGAUACACCCAAUAGAUUUAAUUAUGAGUAUCAAGCCGCAUUUAUUUACUUAGGUUUGGCAUCUUUGUAUUCUGUUCGUUUGGAAAAAUGUAUCAUGAAUAUGAAGUCUCAAGAGGCUGAUUCUUUUUUAUAUCAGACAAAGGUUUACUAUAGUAAUUCAUUUGAAUUAUAUUUUAAAAUUAAGUGUCCAGUGGAAGCUCUUGAAGUUCUUGUAAAAAUGAUAAGAUUAGACAUGCGCUUUAUUAAUGGUAUCAUAGGUGAAUGGCUUGUUAAACAUGUCGAGUCCAUUAUAAGAACAUUGGGAAAAUGUGAUGCAGUGUUUUUGAUGUUCUUGGAAAAUAAGGACAUAAUGAGAGAUGUACCUAUAUCAGAUCAAGUCGAAGAGUUAGCCAUUGUAGAUGAAUCAAACUUUGAAAUGAAAAAACUAAAAUUUUUAAAAAUGCUCUACGAAAAUGUGUGCAAUCUCUUGAAAUUUAUGAUCAAAAUGUCUAAAACAUUGAAAUGGCUGGCUGACAAAGAAGAUGAACUAAAAACCAUUUAUAGUGUACUGUUAAGGAAUACAGUUGGUGACAGUAAUUAUUCUCAACUAAUGGUAACUGUAAAACAAUUAUCUACGUUUUGUGAUAAUUAA
Myzus persicae (green peach aphid) is the source of this 3553-nucleotide messenger RNA. Its product is annotated as erythroid differentiation-related factor 1-like. The transcript is spliced from 19 exons. The coding region runs from base 344 to 3553 and encodes 1069 amino acids. NCBI's taxonomy places the organism in Eukaryota, Metazoa, Arthropoda, Insecta, Hemiptera, Aphididae. The record is from RefSeq and is a predicted model, not a curated record. Gene Ontology annotation, biological process: positive regulation of DNA-templated transcription.